Molecule: messenger RNA, 806 nt
Organism: Drosophila arizonae
Lineage: Eukaryota; Metazoa; Arthropoda; Insecta; Diptera; Drosophilidae
Product: tRNA (guanine-N(7)-)-methyltransferase
Biological process (GO): RNA (guanine-N7)-methylation; tRNA methylation
Cellular component (GO): tRNA methyltransferase complex
Molecular function (GO): tRNA (guanine(46)-N7)-methyltransferase activity
Source: RefSeq, a predicted model, not a curated record
UAUAAAUAUUAUUAGAAUUUUACCAAAUGGUGGCUAAUAGUAAGGAGAGCGAAACGCUGACCGGGGCGUCUGCGGUAACUGGACUGCCACAGAAGCGCUUCUACCGCCAGCGCGCACAUUCAAAUCCCAUUGCGGAUCACAGUUUUAAUUAUCCCGCCCGGCCUGAAGAUGUGGACUGGCGCUCGUUAUAUCCGAGCAUGGGCGAUGAUCAACAAGUGCAAUUUGCUGACAUUGGCUGCGGCUAUGGAGGCUUUCUCGUAACUCUCGGCGAAAUGUUUCCCGAAAAGCUGGCUAUCGGCAUGGAGAUUCGAGUGAAGGUCUCUGACUAUGUGAUCGACCGCAUUGCAGCGCUAAGGCUGAAGAAUGCUAACGAAGCGACUACGUACCAAAAUAUUGCUUGCAUACGCACCAAUGCGAUGAAAUAUUUACCUAAUUAUUUUCAAAAAAGUCAACUCGAGAAGAUGUUUUUCCUCUAUCCCGAUCCGCAUUUCAAGCGCGCCAAGCACAAGUGGCGCAUCAUCAAUCAGGCUCUGCUCUCCGAAUAUGCCUAUGUGCUCAGAAAAGGGGGUCUCGUUUAUACAAUGACGGAUGUGGAGGAUUUGCACACAUGGAUAGUCUCGCAUAUGACCCAGCAUCCAUUGUUUGAACGAUUAAGCGACGAGGAAGCCAAUGCGGAUCCUAUAACGCCCAAGCUUUAUCAGAGCAGUGAGGAGGGCGCUAAGGUUGUGCGAAAUAAGGGCGAACAUUUCUUGGCUAUAUUCCGUCGCAUUUAAUUUGACAAAUAUAUACAUACAUAUAUAUUUUAA